Messenger RNA from Cyclocybe aegerita, 618 nucleotides. Lineage: Eukaryota; Fungi; Basidiomycota; Agaricomycetes; Agaricales; Hemipholiotaceae. The record is from the annotation of a GenBank genome assembly.
AUGGUCCUCAACUAUCAGCGCGAGACAAUUGCUCAUUGGCAUGGCGACAGUGGCGGUGCAGAGUUCUGUGGGAACAAAUAUCCAGAAAUGCAUACGACGGCGUCAUCGUCAACAGCCGUGCUUCAUCAUCGCGGAGCAAGCAAGAAUUUGCGAAGGCGUUGGCGUCCAGUGUUUACAGCGGCCGCCAAGGUCAUCAGAGAAUUGCAAGAAAGUCCCAAUGCCGCAGAUGCUUGGAGACGGGAGAGGUUGGAUUGGUUGAAGGUCUGGAAUGAACGAGUGGAUAAUACUUUAGAAUUCCUUUACACAGCUGCCAACUCGAGAGGGAUACCUCAUCAGGUUACGCGCAAUUUGGCUCAAUUCACGGCGCGAGAGCGGGGUCGUUUCUUCCAAAAGGUCCACCAGCUUCCCAGGUGGAAACCAAACCAAACCUUCCCCGCAACUCCUAAACCAAUAUCCUCGAAAGAAAAAGCAAAAUUGGAGAAAAAGCAAAAAUACGAAGAAUUCACGAAAAAUGCCGAUGGUGCCUUGGAAGAGGUCAUUCGCAUGGCCGAAGCAAGUGCGAAUCUGACGCUGGCCAGGAACAAGGUGGCUAUUUUACGCUGGAGUCCCCGAAAAUAA